UCGCUCUUCUUUAGCAACAAAUACGAAGCCUCCAAUCCCGACGACUUCCUCUCCCAACAUUUUCUUCUCAAUAAUUUCUGAACAGUCUCAAUAUGACCGGAUCCGGAGAAGGUCAGAGCCUUAUAAAGCAACUAGCGGCUUGCGACAAGUCGAGCCGAGACAGAGCCGUGCGGUCUCUCCUCAAAUCGUGGCUACCUUCACAGAGUGAAGUCUCUGAUGAUGAGAUGAAGAAGCUCUGGAAAGGUCUCUUCUAUUGCGUUUGGCAUGCCGACAAGAUGCCGGCUCAGUCCGACAUCAUCGAAAAGCUUUCCUCGGUUCUUCUGGAGCUCGAACCAGGUCUAUCUCUCCAAUAUUUCUCUGUUUUCCUUCUUACGAUGCGUCGCGAGUGGACCGGGAUUGAUAAGUUAAGGUUAGAUAAGUUUUACCUCUUAAUUCGUAGGUUUUUGAAUCGUUUUUUUGUUAUGUUGAAGAAGUGGUCGUGGGAUUUGGAAUUUACUCGUAAUUCGAUUAGGAUUUUAGUCGAUGGAACAUUUCUAGCUGACGAUAAGUUUCAAGGGAAUGGCGUUAAUUAUCACAUUGCUUCGGUUUUUCUUGAAGAAAUUAGGCCCUUUAUUCCAUUAAGAAAGGAGGUUGUUGAGGUUCUGUUGGAGCCGUUUGUUGGAAUCUUGGGGAAAGUGGGUGAUAAGGUUUUGGUUGGGAAGAUUAGGAGUAAUGUGUUUGAUGUGUUUGUUAAAAUGGGAAGGAGAUUCCUGGAAUUUAAGAGGUCUGGGGGCGAGGUAGAUGAUGGUGAUGAUGUGGUCGUGUUGGGGACGAUCAGUUUGGUGAUGGGGUUCUCCACAAAGUUUUAUGAAUUGGGUUCUUCAGUAGAUUGCUGUCAGGGCAAUAGGAAGACUUUGUUAGCUCUACACGAGGAAUUCUUGACGUUGGAGAAGGAUUUGACAUCAUUGGGUAUUGAUAUUUUAAUUCCUGAGGGUAAUGAAGAAGAUGAGGCGCCUGAAUUGAUACCUAUUGCUUGUGAGAAUGAUGUUUCAGAGCCAAUUGAAGUUAAUAUUAAUGAUUCUGCAAAGAAGGCGGUAAAGAAAAGCAAGAAGGACAAAAAGUUAACUGGGGGCAGUGGCAAAAAGACUAAGAAAGGCAAGAAAACUGAAUGUAGCCCUGCAGAUCAAGAGAAUGAUGUUAAGUUACCUGUAGAGGUUGCCAGUUCUAAUAUCGAGCAGAAUGGUGAUGGGGAUUCAUUAACGUUUACUGAAUCAGUGGUAUCGAACCUUCAGCUCCAGUUUGAGAGGGUUGCUGCAGAAGUGGGCUUGAAUGGUGAUGCCGCAAGUGCCUGCGAUUUGCCAAAAGUUAAUGGUGUUGUCUCCAAGAAGAGAAAGAGAGCAAAAAGAAUGGAUGGCCUAAAAUCUCAGAAUAGGGAGCUAAUCAGUGAAGCUGACGGUGAAGGUGGUGGGACUGCAAAAACAUGUGAGAAUAGCACAAAGAGAGUAAGAUUUUCAAUGAAAAACAACUUGGUUUGGAAGCCCCACUGUCCUUUACCUCCAUUAAGUUUGAGGUUACCUCCCUCUGUUACUCCUAGAGGAAGUGCACUUAAGCAAGGGAUACCUCCAGGUCCUAUAAGGGAAAUACCUGCUGUGACUAAGAAAACGAAGAAAGCUAAAUCUGUGAAGAAGGCUCGGAAAAAAGUGAUAAAGAGUAUGCAUCCUAUAGUCAAAUGCACGAAGAAAUCAAAAUCUACGUCCUCUUAGCAGAGUCUGAUUUGUUAGUUUCUUCUAAAUUUGGUAAUCGUGGUCUUGUUUUUCACAGUUAAAACCUUCCAUAGCGUUAUGCUACAUUUACUUGGUAGACAUUUUGGUCUUUGAAUCCUGAAGUUGAUUGUGCUGAAA
Messenger RNA from Hibiscus syriacus, 1880 nucleotides. RefSeq names its product ribosomal RNA processing protein 1 homolog. Gene Ontology annotation, biological process: rRNA processing. Gene Ontology annotation, cellular component: preribosome, large subunit precursor; nucleus; preribosome, small subunit precursor. NCBI's taxonomy places the organism in Eukaryota, Viridiplantae, Streptophyta, Magnoliopsida, Malvales, Malvaceae. Bases 93 to 1742 code for a protein of 549 amino acids. The record is from RefSeq and is a predicted model, not a curated record. The transcript has a single exon.